CGACGAGUCUCAAGCGGAUCGGGAGGUCGAGUUGAUGAUCCUUACAACGCUCGGCUACUGCCAACCCAACUUGCACAUAGCAUACUUCCUUCAAGCCUUGCCUUAUCUUUUCAGCGUUGCAUGGACCAGAAUUUCGAGCAUCAACUCUGGAAUCGAGUCUCCCAGCAUUGACGUGACAGAAAGCCCGUUCCUCAAACGAUCCCUGCGCCGCUGGUAUAUAUUUCCUUCCGCGACAAUCUCGAGCCUUUCUCGACGCCUCAGCAUCUCACAGUCCGACCUUGCUUGUUUGUUGUGCUAGUGUUCUGUUUGGAGGGCAGUCGAAGUCAUCAAUCUACGUAUCAUGGCAACUCUUCGCCUCCUGAUCGAGGACGGCAAAUUCGUCGACCCAUCCGGCCGCCAGGUCAUUCUCCGUGGCAUCAACGUUGCUGGCGACGCAAAAUAUCCGAGCGAGCCCUUCGACCAACCCUCGCAGGUAGCUGACGACUUCUUUGACGGCGACAACGUCAGCUUCCACAAGAGACCUUUUACAAAGGAUGAUGCGCACGUACACUUCGCGAGGCUGAGAAGAUACGGGUACAACACCAUCCGAUAUGUCUUUACAUGGGAGGCCAUUGAGGCCAAAGGCCCUGGGAUCUAUGAUGAGGACUGGAUAAGUCACACCAUCGAGGUGUUGAGGGUAGCCAAGAGCUAUGGCUUCUUUGUGUUCAUGGAUCCCCAUCAGGAUGUGUGGUCGCGUUUCAGCGGCGGUUCCGGAGCGCCCAUGUGGACGCUCUACCUUGCCGGCCUCAACCCUCAAUCCUUCGCUGCCACCGAAGCCGCCAUCGUGCAAAAUACCUACCCUUCUCCCGCAGAUUUCCCCAAGAUGAUCUGGUCUACCAAUUACCAACGCCUCGCCGCCGCGACCAUGUUUACCCUCUUUUUUGCCGGCAAGGAUUUUGCGCCCAAGUGCGUCGUAGACGGCAUAAACGUCCAAGAUUAUCUACAAAAGCACUUUUUUGGUGCGAUGGAGCAUCUGGCGCAGAGAAUCAAGGAGGCUGGCGACGUUUUGAACGAUGUUGUGUUUGGGUGGGAAAGCAUGAAUGAGCCUGCACGAGGGUUGAUUGGCUUCGAGGACCUCAGUGUGAUUCCGAAAGAGCAGGCUCUCAAGAAGGGGACGUGUCCGACGAUUUGGCAGGCGAUACUCACUGGGUCGGGCAGAGCCUGUGAGGUUGAUGUGUGGGACAUGGGGGGUCUAGGGCCAUACAAGACGGGCAAGGCCUUGAUUGAUCCUCGAGGAGAGUCAGCGUGGUUGCCAGCUGACUAUGAUGACUCGAGAUACCAAUGGAAGCGAGAUCUGGGCUGGAAGCUAGGGGAGUGUCUGUGGGCACAACAUGGGGUCUGGGAUCCAAGCACGGACACCCUGCUGCGAAAGGACUAUUUUGCGAACGAUCCAAAAACAAAGAAGCCCGCCGACUAUCCUUUCUUUACGAACACCUGGUUUAUGGAUUUCUACAGACGGUACCGGGACACGGUACGGGCUCAUCACCCAGAGGCUAUCAUGCUCUGCCAACCUCCGGUAUUGGAGCUCCCGCCAAGCAUCAAAGGGACCGAGGAUGAUGACCCUCACAUGGUGUACGCGCCACAUUACUACGAUGGAAUCACGUUGAUGACGAAGAAGUGGAAUCGGACAUGGAAUGUCGACGUGCUGGGAAUCUUACGAGGACGAUACCUGACACCCGCAUUUGGAAUCAAGAUCGGAGAGACUGCGAUCCGCAACUGCUUCAGAGAUCAGCUGGCCGCCAUGAGAAAGGAAGGCCUAGACUAUAUGGGCAACCACCCAUGUGUCUUGACGGAGUUUGGGAUACCAUUCGACAUGGACGACAAGGCAGCGUACAAGAAUGGUGACUAUUCGAGUCAAAGCGCGGCCAUGGACGCCAAUCACUUUGCGGUAGAGGGCAGUGGCAUGGAAGGCUACGCCCUCUGGGUUUAUUGCACCAAUAAUGUCCACCAAUGGGGCGAUCAGUGGAAUGGAGAGGAUCUCUCCAUCUAUUCACUUGAAGACAAAGCCCUACCCGUCUCCGCCGUGCCACAGGCGAAGCCCGACUCCCUCUCCUCGUCCAAUGCGCCCUCCGCAUCCCGGCCGUCAGAAGACCUAGCUGUGACUCCUAAUAAUCUCAAGCGCACGAUCACUAACCCAUCCAUAUCAACAUCUUCACCGACCGAGGCCGAUGCCUCCGCUAUCCUUACCAGCCCAGCCAUGCGCACCACAGAUCGUGCACUCAAUUCCCAUCCCGGUUUCCGUGGUGCCGAAGCCUAUGUGCGUCCCGCGCCAGUCUUUGUCGUGGGGGACAUCACGCACUACGUCUUUGACCUCAAGACCUGCACCUUCACCCUGUCGCUGCGCACACCCAAAGAGACGACUGCCGAUAAUGCCAGCGAGUUCUUCCUGCCUGAGUUCCAUUUCCCGCGGGAUGGCUGCGUUGUGGAGACCAGCGGGGGCAAGUGGGAAAUCUCGACGGACGAAGGAGAGGUACAGCGCCUGAGAUGGUGGCACGGGAAGGGAGAGCAGAACCUGAAGGUGACUGGUGUGGUGAGAAGGAUGAAUGGGGGUGGAGAGGAAGGCUCCUAUACGGACGGAGACGAGCCAGGGUACUAUGAGGUUGUGAGUAAUUGGCUUGGGCAGGGGUGUAAUGUGAUGUAGAUGGAUUGUUUGGAUUUUUUGGAUUUUAUUUGGUACGAGAUUGAUUACUGGAGGUAAAGGACUUGCGGAUCAGGAAGUGGGCUUGCGCAACGGGUACAUAAUGUUUCGAGGGUGGGCCAGACCGUGCCUGUAUACCAUCCCCUGUGUCGAUACUGCGGGCUUUGAGAUGGAAUUGCAAGAAUUGAGUACAUAUUUCUGGC
Cryphonectria parasitica EP155 is the source of this 2880-nucleotide messenger RNA. Its product is annotated as family 5 glycoside hydrolase. The record is from RefSeq and is a predicted model, not a curated record. The coding region runs from base 341 to 2680 and encodes 779 amino acids. Gene Ontology annotation, biological process: ergosteryl 3-beta-D-glucoside catabolic process. Gene Ontology annotation, molecular function: steryl-beta-glucosidase activity. Lineage: Eukaryota; Fungi; Ascomycota; Sordariomycetes; Diaporthales; Cryphonectriaceae. The transcript has 3 exons.